CCAAAAUACUAUAAUGGAGAUCUUCGUUUCGGUGACCACUUGUUGUUGUUAGCCAUGUCAUUUCCCACGUUUUAUCCUGAAGCUGUGUCUCCUCCAUAGAUUCUGUUUGUUAGUAAUCAGAAAUUUUCAAAUCCCACUGAGAAAAAGUUUGUUCCUUUCUCUAAUUUUGAACUAUUUUAUACUCACUUUUUCAUUGAAUAAGCCUCUCACUUUCCCCUUUUCAAUGUCAUUUUCUUUUCUCUUGCUUGUUCCUCAUGUCUUGGUCUAUAUCCCUUUCCAGCCAUUAUUAUUCUAAGCUUUUUAUUUUUUCAACGCCCUCACGAAAUCUUUCUUUUUUGUUUGUUUAUUUAAAGCAUGAAUUGGUUUUGGGGUUUGGCAUCAUCUCUGCCGCUCACCCAUCUCCACCGUCUUAACCUCCCGUGACACUUUUUUUCAGUUCCCUUCUCACUGUUUAAAACUGAAAGCUACUUGGCUUUGCUUCUGUCCCUGUGAAAACUUGUUUUGGGUUUAGCUCAAGUUUCUCUUUCUUGUUGAUCCAUAUUAAGGAACCAAGCAAUGAAUUGUCUUCUGUUGAGCUUCAUUGUUCUUGGUUUACUUUCAGAGGGAGCUUCUACUUCUAGGCCUCCUGUGAUUAACGUGGGUGCUAUAUUCGGUGUAAGCACCAUGUACGGCCAAACUGCAAGUAUUGCUUUCAAAGCUGCUGAGGAAGAUGUCAACUCUGAUCCUACCUUCCUCGGUGGAUCAAAGCUGCGUAUUAUGAUCAGUGAUGCUCAACGCAGUGGUUUCCUCAGCAUCAUGGGAGCAUUGCAGUUCAUGGAGACUGAUGUAGUCGCUAUAAUUGGUCCACAGACAUCAAUCAUGGCUCAUGUCCUAUCUCAUCUCGCUAAUGAGCUUACUGUUCCUAUGUUGUCAUUCACGGCUCUUGACCCUACCCUCUCUCCACUCCAGUUCCCAUUCUUUGUCCAAACAGCACCUAGCGAUCUGUUCCUGAUGCGGGCCAUUGCAGAGAUGAUCACAUACUACGGCUGGUCGGAUGUAGUGGCCUUAUAUAACGAUGAUGAUAACAGCAGAAACGGUGUAACAGCGUUAGGUGAUGAGCUUGAAGAGAGGCGUUGCAAGAUUUCUUACAAGGCGGUGCUUCCACUGGAUGUUGUGAUUACUAGUCCAGCUGAGAUCAUAGAGGAGCUGACUAAGAUCCGUGGAAUGGAGUCUCGGAUAAUCGUUGUGAACACUUUCCCAAACACAGGGAAAAUGAUCUUUGAGGAAGCAAAGAGACUAGGGAUGAUGGAGAAAGGCUAUGUCUGGAUAGCUACAACUUGGUUGUCUUCUCUGGUAGACUCAGAUUAUCCCUUGGAUCUCAAAUCUCUCAAUGGAGUUCUAGCACUGCGUCUUCACACGCCUGAUUCAAGAAAGAAAAGAGACUUUGCCGCACGGUGGAAGAAGAACAAGACUAUUGGGUUGAAUGUCUAUGGUUUGUAUGCUUACGAUACGGUCUGGAUCAUUGCACAAGCUGUGAAGUCAUUUCUAGAAGCUGGAGGUAAUCUAACCUUCUCUCAUGAUGCAAAGUUAAGCAGCUUGAAAGGGGAAGCGUUGAAUCUAAGUGCAUUGAGCAGAUUUGAUGAAGGGCCACAACUUCUUGAUUACAUUAUACAUACAAAGAUGUCUGGUCUAACAGGUCCGGUUCAGUUUCAUCGAGACAGAUCAAUGGUGCAGCCUUCAUAUGAUAUUAUCAAUGUUGUCGAUGGAGGAUUUCACCAAAUAGGUUACUGGUCUAACCAUUCUGGUCUCUCUGUUGUCCCUCCUGAAUCAUUUUAUAACAAACCUUCAAACCGUUCCAGCUCAAACCAGCAUCUGAAGUCUGUAACUUGGCCUGGUGGCACUUCGGUUACUCCUCGUGGAUGGGUUUUUCCUAACAACGGGAAGCUGUUGAGGAUCGGUGUUCCUGAUAGAGCAAGCUUCAAGGACUUUGUCUCAAGGGUCAACGGAAGCAGCCACAAAGUGCAAGGGUAUUGCAUUGAUGUGUUUGAAGCUGCGGUGAAACUGCUUUCUUAUCCGGUUCCUCACGAGUUCAUCUUCUUCGGAGACGGUCUCCAGAAUCCAAACUACAAUGAUCUGAUCGACAAGGUUACCAAUGGGGUUGACUUCGAUGCUGCUGUAGGAGAUAUAGCCAUUGUCACAAAACGAACAAGGAUUGUGGAUUAUACUCAGCCUUACAUUGAGUCAGGACUUGUUGUGGUGGCUCCUGUCACAGCACCUAACGAAAAUCCUUGGGCCUUCUUACGCCCUUUCACUCCUCCUAUGUGGGCUGUGACAGCUUCUUUUUUCAUGGUCGUUGGAGCUGUGAUAUGGAUUCUUGAACACCGGACAAACGAUGAGUUUCGAGGUCCCCCGAGGAGACAAAUCAUUACCAUUAUCUGGUUCACUUUCUCGACUAUGUUUUUCUCUCACAGAGAGAAUACAACGAGCACACUUGGUCGCAUGGUGCUGUUGAUAUGGCUUUUUGUGGUUCUGAUCAUUACAUCUAGCUACACCGCGAGUCUGACAUCGAUUCUUACAGUGCAACAGCUAAACUCACCUAUAAAAGGAGUUGAUACACUCAUCAGCAGCAGUGGUCGUAUUGGCUUCCAGGUUGGUUCAUUUGCUGAAAGUUAUAUGAUUGACGAGCUCAACAUCGCCAGAUCAAGACUUGUAGCUCUCGGCUCUCCUCAAGAAUACGCUACUGCGCUUCAAAACGGUACUGUUGCAGCGAUUGUUGAUGAACGUCCUUAUGUUGAUCUCUUCCUCUCGGAUUAUUGCAUGUUUGCCAUCAGAGGUCAAGAGUUCACCAGAUGUGGUUGGGGAUUUGCAUUCCCAAGAGACUCUCCUUUAGCAGUGGACAUGUCAACAGCAAUUCUUGGUCUAUCUGAAACUGGGGAGCUUCAGAGGAUUCAUGAUAGAUGGCUUUCCAAAUCUAACUGCAGCAGCCCACACGGGUCUCAGUCAGGUGACUCAGAACAGCUCAACGUGCAUAGCUUCUGGGGGAUGUUCCUUGUCUGUGGUAUCGCUUGUCUUGUCGCUCUCUUUAUCCACUUCGUCAAGAUAGUCCGCAACUUCAUCAAACACAAGCCAGAAAAAGAAGAAGAAAAGGAUAUACCUUCACCAGAGAGUUCUCGUUUGAAAAAGCUGCAGACGUUUCUAGCAUAUGUUGAUGAAAAAGAAGAGGAAUCCAAGAGAAGGUUUAAGCGCAAAAGAAGCAGUCUUUCUAUAAAUGCAAAUAGUAGUAUCUCAUCCACACCAAUAUGAAAAAGAAGUGUUCUUAUGAUCUGUUCAUCUGAUGUAUAUUUUAACAUACACCUCAUUUGUAAGCAAAAUGGGAUUUUGUCCUAGAUGCAGAUUUGGAUAAAGAAUAUAUACAUAUUACCAGUCAUGCAAA
Messenger RNA from Raphanus sativus (radish), 3412 nucleotides. Its product is annotated as glutamate receptor 3.1. Lineage: Eukaryota; Viridiplantae; Streptophyta; Magnoliopsida; Brassicales; Brassicaceae. Gene Ontology annotation, cellular component: plasma membrane. Gene Ontology annotation, molecular function: signaling receptor activity; ligand-gated monoatomic ion channel activity. The transcript has 5 exons. The record is from RefSeq and is a predicted model, not a curated record. The coding region runs from base 556 to 3282 and encodes 908 amino acids.